Oenanthe melanoleuca is the source of this 1302-nucleotide messenger RNA. Its product is annotated as CMRF35-like molecule 6. The transcript is spliced from 7 exons. Gene Ontology annotation, molecular function: transmembrane signaling receptor activity. NCBI's taxonomy places the organism in Eukaryota, Metazoa, Chordata, Aves, Passeriformes, Muscicapidae. Gene Ontology annotation, cellular component: plasma membrane. The coding region runs from base 83 to 1033 and encodes 316 amino acids. The record is from RefSeq and is a predicted model, not a curated record.
GGCCGGGCUCCGCCGGGAGGAACCGGGGGGAACCGGGGGAGCCGGGAGCGGCAGCGCGCUGAGCCCCGGCACCCGGAGCGCCAUGCGGCUGCUGGCCCUGCUGGCCUGGGCGCUGCUCCCAGGCUGCGGAGCGGUGAUGGGACCCGCCGAAGUGCGGGGAUUCCUGGGGGGUUCUCUGUCGAUCACCUGCACGUACGAGCGGGGCCAGGAGAAGUACCCGAAAUUCUGGUGCAAACCGAAGGCAUUUUCUCUUUAUACCUGUGCUUACGACAUCGUCAUCACCUCGGAGUCGAAGCCCGAGGCUCAGGAAGGCCGGUACGCCAUCCGAGACAACGACACACUCCUGGCAUUCACGGUGACCGUGGAUAAUCUGUCCAAGGAGGAUGCGGGCACCUUCCGCUGUGGGGUGCGAACGAGCAAAUUAUGGUAUGAUAAGAGUGCUGCUGUGAAGGUGAUCGUGUACUCAGCUUCUUCCACCCUCCCAUCAUUGACCUGCACCACCAUCACGUUCUCUGAUCUUACUCUCUCUGUAACAGGCCACACACAGACAGUUUCCCAGGGGGAAAUUGUGCAAUCAACAUCAAACCCCUCCACCCCUCAAGUCUUGAACGUGGUUGAGCACAUCCUCAUUCCGGCUGUCAUUGUGGUACUUCUUUUGCUUGUAGUGGCUGCUGGUGUUCUGGUAAUACUCUCCAGGAAGAAGAAGGCCCUUUCCAGCACAGACAUAGAGAUGGACAAGACUCGCAGCAUGUCACCUACACAGGACGCAGGAGCCUUGGACUAUGCGGACAUUAAUCACGGCAGGGGCGCGGCCGAGAGCCCGAACAGCAAUGCGGGGGCUGUGCGGCCCCGGGAAACGCCCCCGAUGGAGUACGUGGAGGUCCGGCAGAGCGCUCGGCCUUUGGAAGAGGAAACAGAGGCAUUAUACGCCAAAGUGCAGAAGCCCGUGCCGCGGCAGGAGCAGAUCUACGCCAACGUGCCAGCAGCUGCACGGCCCGGUGAAGAGCUCUACAGCACAGUGUGGGGGAGAUGAGCGGGCACCCGGCCCCAUGGGCUGCUCCUGCUGCUGCCAGCACCGAGACUUGCACACAGGACAUGGGCUUGAUGUUCUGCUCAGGCAGGAGCAGCUCGACAGCACAGCAGCUGCUCUCCGAGGCUUGGGUGUUUCUUUGAAGCAACAUCAGAGAGGAUGAGGUUGUGUGGAGGCACAGGGAGGGUUGAAGAUAAAGUCAUCCCUUAGCAAAUGCGAUUUGGAGUGCUCAUCUGUACAGCAGUGGUGCUGGAAUAAAGCUCUCCACCUUG